GGCCGGAUCGCAGAGUCGGUUUCAUGGCUGAUCCAGUGUCAACUUACACUGUAAUGAAAUGUUGUUGAAGCGAUCGAACUGUGGCUGUUUUACCUGUAAAAUGCUGCAGAGUCGAUUUCAACCACGACCUCAGAUAUGAUCCAACAAUGCAGGUUAACAUCUGUGUGUGUUGCUGCAGCUCCAGCCUGGUUCUGCUCCUCUGCCACCACAGCUGACGGACAUGGACCGACAGGAACCUUGCAGGUGAACGGACAUCAGGUUAUGAAUCAUGGUGAAUGGAGGAUUUGAUCGUAAUGCAAAGGAUGAACAGAGACAUUGAUAAUAAGGUUGUCGUCGACUCUCAUCACUCCACUAUGAGACUAAUGGAGACUUAAGCUCGACGCUGGAGUUCUCUAAUCAAAUUUUGCUCCUGAGGGAAACUGGAAGGUAAACGCUGUUUGCCAUGCGUAUCAGUUUCUGCCAGGGCCUGUUAUCUGGCGCCAUCCUUCUCAACCUCCUCAUCCUCUACUAUGUGUCCCGGGCCCAGCAGCAAAUGAUGGAGAAGAGGAAGGAACUGGGUAGGGGUACCAGGAGGGCCGCCCUGCCGGCCUCUGGUCUUGGGGGGGGCCUAGGGUUACUUGCAGGAGCUGGAGGUGAGCCCGGAGUGGCCGGGGGAGAGGGACACAACCGUGCCUCACGUGUGACUGUUCUUCUGCGGGAGUUUGAAAACUUUGAAAAUUACGUUGGGGAUGUGGCCAAUUCCUUCCUCCGCCAGAGACCUGAGCUUCCUUUCCUGGCUGUGGCGGACACGCCUCCGUACCCCCCCCUGGUGCUCUCAGAGGGGGCUCGGCUUCUCGUGCUCUCCCCCAGCCCAGACCAGCCUCCCCAGGCUCACAGGCCGGAGUUCCACGUCCAGACCGAGUUCGUCCUGCUGGUGCCUGACGGCGUGGAGCUGGAGCAGCCUCGGGCUAUAGAGAGGCUGAUCAGGGAGCUGGAGGGUGAGGGGGGGGGGCCCGUGAGGCUGGUGGCUGCACCGGUGCUGUCUCGAUCUGCCGUGCAGUGUCUCCACCUGCGGGUGAACCUCAGAGAGUGGACAGCUACCUACUCCCCAGCGGCGUCUGGUAGCAGUGGGAGUGUGUGCACGGCUUUACAAGGAGAUGCAGUCGUCCUCAUCCGCACUGAGGAUCUCUUCAACCUCUCCGUCCCUCUGGGGCGACCCCUCUUCUCCUCCCUCUUCGUUCAGACUGCCUUGAGGGGCUGGAAGGUCAAGCUGCUGGAGAGCCCCUGUUUCUCCGCAGGCCACCGGCCCCUCUUCAACUCCGCUCACAACCAGUGGAAGGCCGAUACUCGACUGAAGGAGGCCACUGGGAAGCUCAUGAGGAGCUUUGGUCUCAAGCGCCUCCUGCUGUCCGACGGGAAGGAGCAGUGGCACGGCUGCAGCAAAGAGACGCCUCGCUGCUUUGGCACCGUGCAGGAGGACACUCCCGACUACCUGUAUCUGGAUCGAUGGACUCCUCCCUGCUGCCUGCGAGCGCUCAGGGAAACCACCAAGUAUGUCAUCAAUAUCCUGGAGAGCUCGGGGGUGCGCUACUGGCUGGAGGGGGGGACUCUGCUGGGCGCCAUUCGCCAUCAAGACAUCAUCCCGUGGGAUUACGACGUGGACCUGGGCAUUUACCUGGAGGACGUGCCCAACUGCGAUCACUUAAAGAACCUGGACUCGGGCUCUCUCGUGGAUGCUAACGGCUACGUGUGGGAGCGGGCGGUGGAGGGGGACUUCUACAGGGUCCAGUACAGCGAGGCCAACCACCUGCACGUCGACCUGUGGCCGUUCUAUCCGCGCAACGGCGUCAUGACAAAGGACACGUGGACAGAGCACAAACAAGACGUUGAGUUCCCAGAGCACUUCCUGCAGCCGCUGAUCCCCAUGACCUUUGCCGGCGUCACUGCCUACGGCCCCAACAACCACCGGGCCUUCCUGGAGCUGAAGUUCGGAGAGGGGGUGAUCGAGAACCCCCAGUACCCCAACCCUUCCAAAAAGAGGCUGGACAGAAGCAAAUUAUGAGAGACUAAAUAUGUGGUACUGUAUUUGUUUGUUACAACACUUGAAAAACAACAUCAUUUGUUUUUUUUUAAACAGCCUGAAAGAUGAUACCUGGAAACUCAUGUGGUGCCUCAAUGACUGACUGACAACUGUAUCGACUGGAAACUGUAUAAUCACAAGUCUGGUCAGAUUCUCUCGCUAUUAUCUAGAACCCGACCGAUAUGAACUUCUCACGGACAUAUCAGUAUCAUUGUUAUGUUUGUCGAAAAGAUACAAUACAGACAAUAUGAGCAUUUACAUGGGCAAUUGUUUAUUUUGAUUAUUUCACUUUAUAUAUUUUGGGUUAUUUGUUUGUGUUUAUUAUUUAUUUAUAAUAAAGUUCAUGGUUAAACUGUAUAAUUUAUUUUUAUCGCAAGGGGUCAAUAACGGCACAGAAAUCAUUGCCAAUUUUUUGUUUUAUAUAUAUAU
Molecule: messenger RNA, 2488 nt
Organism: Limanda limanda (common dab)
Lineage: Eukaryota; Metazoa; Chordata; Actinopteri; Pleuronectiformes; Pleuronectidae
Gene: fkrp
Product: fukutin related protein
Exons: 2
Coding region: 443-2041 (532 amino acids)
Biological process (GO): protein O-linked glycosylation via mannose
Cellular component (GO): Golgi apparatus
Source: RefSeq, a predicted model, not a curated record